AUGGCUCUGCUGGUCCACUUGCUGUCCUGUUCCUUUGGACUGGGCUCCUGGGUGGCUGUCAAUGGCCUGUGGGUGGAGCUGCCACUCAUCGUAAACCAGCUGCCCGAGGGUUGGGACCUGCCCUCCUACCUCACGGUCAUCAUCCAGCUGGCCAACCUGGGCCCCCUGCUUGCCACACUCAUGCAGAAGCUCUGCCCCGGCCGGCUGAAGGAGCGUGCUGUCAUCUACACCAUCCUGGUCACAGGGGUGGUGGCCUGCUUCCUACUGGCUGCCUUCUGGGCUGAGACCACGGUGGUGGGAGGUGCUCUGCACAGCACUGCCUUCCUUAUCAUCACCUUCUUCCUAUCCCUUGUGGACUGCACGUCGUCCGUAACCUUCCUGCCUUUCAUGAUGCAGCUGCCACCCAAGUACAUUACGACAUACUUCAUUGGUGAGGGUCUCAGUGGCUUUGUGCCUGGCCUGGUAGCGCUGGGGCAGGGAGUGGGUGUUACCAAAUGUGCCAAUGUCACCCAGCCCUCUGACAAUGAAACCCACAUGGAGACCCAAUACUUGCCUCCCCACUUCUCCCCAGAGGUUUUCUUCUUCUUCCUGGCUGUCAUGAUGGUGGUCAGCCUGACCGCCUUCACCCUUCUCACCAGGGUACCACGCACAUUUCAGUUGUCCACGGAGGACCUCGCGUGCGAUCCGGUGGCCUCGGUCUCCUCCGGCUUGGACAACCUUGCCACUGAGCACCCCGAGAAGCACAAAUCUCAUUCUGAGUGGACUCGAUCCAGGUCACUCCUGGCUAAGCCCAGAUACUCCGGGUACCAGUUUGGCUUCAUUUACUUCCUGGUGGUGUGGGUGAACGGGCUCACCAAUGGCCUGCUGCCUUCAGUGCAGACAUACUCCUGCAUGCCCUACGGAGAUGUUGCAUACCACCUCUCCGCUGCCCUCUCCUCCAUGGCCAACCCUGUGGCUUGUGUUAUCGCCAUGUUUCUCCCCAAAAGAUCACUGGUGUCCCUGGGGCUGCUGUGCCUGGGAGGGACCGCCUUCGGUGCCUACAACAUGGCCAUGGCCGCCCUGAGCCCCUGCCCCCUGCUCCAGGGCACUGUUGCAGGCCAGACCCUCAUCGUACUGUCGUGGGUCUUCUUCGUUGGUGCUCUCUCCUACGUGAAGGUCAUGGUCGGAGUCAUCCUGCGGGACGAGGGCCACAGCGCCCUCGUGUGGUGCGGAGCAGCGGUGCAGCUGGGCUCCAUGGCCGGGGCGCUCACCAUGUUCCCGCUGGUCAACGUGUAUCAGCUCUUCCAGGCUGGCGACACCUGCAGCACCAGGUGCCCGUUGUGA
Messenger RNA from Scleropages formosus (Asian bonytongue), 1323 nucleotides. RefSeq names its product solute carrier family 52 member 3-1 (gene slc52a3-1). Gene Ontology annotation, cellular component: plasma membrane. Gene Ontology annotation, molecular function: riboflavin transmembrane transporter activity. The transcript is spliced from 3 exons. The record is from RefSeq and is a predicted model, not a curated record. Lineage: Eukaryota; Metazoa; Chordata; Actinopteri; Osteoglossiformes; Osteoglossidae. Bases 1 to 1323 code for a protein of 440 amino acids. Gene Ontology annotation, biological process: riboflavin transport.